UCAUCCACUUAAAGAGCCAGGCGGAUGUAAUAUCAUGGGCUGCACCGGGUAACUUAGUGCUAAUGUCUCACUGUUAAUUUGUAAAAGUGCACGGCGGAGUUCUUCUCUCUGCUCCCGUUACCAUAAAUUAGGUGAAAUUAUCAAUAUAUUUUUUAAAUUCUUCCCACGAGAAAAGACGCAACUCCUGCACCAAAAAACACAACUGAGCUGUCAUCACGUCGCUGUGAGGUUUAUCGGUGGGGUUGCACACAGAGUGAGCUGGUGACCUCGCUGACAUAGACACGCGCUUACUUCAGGACCAUGAGCAUGGCACUGGCCUGGCUCCAGUCUCACCUGCCCUAUGCUAACCCAACCAAUAUCACCACUAUAAAGCAUCAGCACGCUUCCAGCAAAGGUUGCUGAACAGGACUGUGUGGAGAGACAUGCUGUCUGGGACUUGGCGGCGUUCUGUGGGGCACCAGCAGCCUGCUGCAGCGCCCGUGGUGGCCUCCAGGGGUUUGACAGUGUGUGGGGUUCCCAGUGGCACGGUGGUCCUUGAGGCCCAGUAUGACUACAACUACCGCGGUGCUGAUGGACGUCAGGUCUGCAUUAGGGAGGGUGAACGGUUUAUUCUCCUGAAAAAGACCAACACUGACUGGUGGCAGGUGCGGAGGAUUGGAGCAGCCAGUAAAACAAAGCCGUUGUAUGUCCCCGCCACGUAUGUGACAGAGGUGCCCAUUGCACCGAUGCCCUCGCCACAGCGCCUGGUCAUGUCUGCCUCACUGAACUCCAACCUCAGGAUACUGCCAAGGCUGUCACUCAGUCCCAGCCCAACAGGGACUUCCUAUAAUGAACAGCAUCAAGUGAACAAAUUCAUCUACCACUCCAUGGAAAACCUCAGUUCCAACAGUGCCUUAAAGGGGCAGGACAACAGCACAAGCACAGGUGGAGGCCGCUUCACCACCCUGCCCCUCUCUGGAUUCACCUUUACCCGCAACUCUCCCACCUCCCCGUCAGGCCACCUCAUGGUCCCCGGGUCACCCGUGACUUCCACAACGCAAACUGCACCACAAAACGCCAGGGCGGUCCCCAUGAUCACUCGGAGCCAGAGCUCCAGCAACCUGCCUGAAAACGUGAUGGAGAACCCGUAUGAUGAGGUGGGUGGCGGCUUCAGCAGUCGUGUCAACCACAGAAUUCCCAAGAAGUCUUGUAGCCAGUGGGAUAUGGUGGGAGCUUCCAGCACCAACCAUUUGCAGAAUCACUAUGAGCAUGCAACCACCUCUGAAUAAGCUCUUGAUCAUAGCACAAGCUGGAAGAGGAAGUGUCAGAAAAUAGAGGUC
Messenger RNA from Micropterus dolomieu (smallmouth bass), 1319 nucleotides. RefSeq lists its product as uncharacterized. The transcript is spliced from 6 exons. The record is from RefSeq and is a predicted model, not a curated record. Bases 423 to 1268 code for a protein of 281 amino acids. NCBI's taxonomy places the organism in Eukaryota, Metazoa, Chordata, Actinopteri, Centrarchiformes, Centrarchidae. Gene Ontology annotation, molecular function: protein binding.